AUCAAGGAGUUAGUGUGUCUUGUCCUCUUGUUUCAAUGAAAGAGGAAAGUCUUUUGAACAUGUUCUUUUCCCGCUCACCAGGUCGGAAAUUCCGAUAAGAGACUCAGCUUUUGAAUGUUAUCCCUACAACUAUUUGCUUCUUCUUUCUUGGUAUAGUGUUUGUUAUAUCCGGUUGGGAUGAGAAUAUGGUGGCUCAUUGUCCUGUGAGGAAAAUUCUCAUUCUUUUUUCCUCAUUGGAAGUUGUAUUAGUUUUGGCUUUUGCUAUUGUAUUCGGUCUUUACGUCAUUAGUCGCAUAUCCGAUGAAGCCACAUAAAAAACGAGUGCGCUUUGAAGGGAAAAAAAACAUUAUUCUAUUAAUCAGAAUUAAUAGGGAAUUUCACUUGAAAAAGAAAUACUUCAUGCUAAAGGAUUUGGGUUCAUAAUCAUAUAUGUUCGAAUGUAUGAGAUAUUGUUGUAUUAACCGAUGAACUACUGUCAAAUAGUAUUGCACAAAAUAAAUCAAUGUCAAACACUAAUAUAAUUCGAUUUGCUUUUUGUAAACAAACUCGAAAUUUGCGAUACUAGGUAAGAUCGAUUGUAGGGAUUAUCCCAAAAUAUUGUUAUUUUUUUUAUUUACCACCAAUAUGGUGGUUUUCAAUUAAUUGACACAUAUAUUGUAUUUUCGUGGAUGAUGAUGGUUUGAAUGUGCUUUUCGAUUUGAUGACACAAAACCCUUAUUGUUUGGGUGCUGAGGUACAUGUUGAGAUUAGCCAGGCUGAUAAGGGUGAAGAUGAUACAUGGAGUGUGUCAUAUGAUCAUGAUUAUGACGACGAGGAGGAGGAGGAGGAACAUGGGGAAGAAUAACAGGCUAACCUUCCUCCAUAUUUUUAUUUGCAGGUUAAUGAAGAGGAUGAUGAAUUAUCACAUGUUGAUUCAUAUGGGAUAAUUCCAAUGCCUAUUGUUACUGGUUUUGAAGGAGAAUUCUACAAGGGCCAGAUAUUUCACUCGAAACAAGCUGCACAGGUGGCGAUUAAACACCACGCACUACAACACAACUUUCAGUAUGGCGUGGUGGAGUCAUCACCUUCGAUCUGGAAGGUUAGAUGCUUGAAGCAUAAGGAUGACAAUUGUCCUUGGAUGGUGCGGUUUGGAUGUCGAGACGUUGUAAGCGAAUGGACUGUGAGAAAGGCCAAGUUUGUGCAUUCUUGUAGCAGUAUGACUCAACCGACAGAUCAUGUCAUCUUGAUGUCGACAUUAUAUCUGAGCCCAUGAAACAUUUGGUACGUGUCCAACCAAAUCUAAGUGUUCUAACUGUGCAAGCCGAGAUGAAAGAUAAAUUUAAUAUGCAAGUUACUUAUAAGAAGGCUUGGUAUGGGAAACAAAGAGCAUUGGAUAAGUUGCAUGGAAAUUGGGAAGAAUCAUAUGAUUAUUUGCAAACAUUCUUGCGGGUGGUAAAGUGAAAAAUGCCAACAUCAGUGAUUGAUUGAGUAAGAAUUCCUUAAGCUCAAUCAGGUCAUUCGAUCUUUCAGUGAGUAUUCUGGGCUUAUGGACCUUGUAUAGAUGGAUUCAAUAAUUGUAUAGGAGUCAUGGUUGUUGAUGGAACAUUUCUUAUUGGAAAGUAUAAAGGAGUGCUACUCAUGGCGAGCUCAUAUGAUGGUCGGAAGAAGAUUUUUCCAAUAGCAAUUGCCAUCAUGGAGAGCGAGAAUAUUGAAAGUUGUCCAUGGUUUAUAAAUCACGUUCAAGGUUUGACCGAUCGAAAUGACGUAUGCAUCAUCUCAGAUAGACAUGCGGGACUCUAUGAAGCCAUGGGUGACAUCGGAAGAGGUUGGGAGUGGAGGUGGUGCAUGCGACACUAUGCAAGCAACUUGAAAAAGAAGAUAAGAAAAAUUAUGUAUAACCAACUGUUUCGAGUCGGUAAGUCUCUUCAUCGUUAUUGUUAUUGAUUUUCAACGUAUUAUUUAUUUUAAAAUAUAAUAUUAUCAUGAAUUUAUCUAACUCUUGUGGUUAUUAUUUUGUUAGCCCGAGAAAAACGCUUGGAGAAGUUCGAUCGUCAAGUUGAGCAAUUUAAGAAGAUGUCCGCUUAAAGAAAUAUUUCUUGUGAUAACUGGGUCGGUCAAAAUUAACUUCGUUGGAGCUUAGCACUUAAUAACUAUAAAGGUGGGCCUGGAUGGUCUAUGAUGACGACGAACAUGGCAGAGAGCAUCAAUGGUGUUUUCAAAGGUAUUCGUUCAUUUCCUAUAGCUUCUCUUGUGCAACAUACUUAUUGGUGAUUAUUGGAGAAAUUCGAUAAGAUGAGGUUGGAGACAGAAGCACAAAUCAGAAGUGGGAAGUCACAGUACAUGAAACCAUGUGAAGAUCUGAUGAAGUCGUGGGCACAAAAGGCAGUUGGGCAUUCCGUGACGGGGGUUGAUCGACAUCAGGGAAUCUAUGUGGUUCACACUCCUCCCAACAAUUUCAACAUGACGGGUUCGAACACACUCACAGGGCAUUUCGAUGACCACAAUCGAGAGGGAUUUUUCACUUGUGGGAAAUUCCAAGGAAAUAAAAUUCCUUACUUUCGUGCCAUUGCAGCUUGCAAUCGAAUGGGGGCUAACCCGUAAAUGUUUGUAAAUGACAUCUAUAAGCUAAAAACUGUAUUGGCUUGUUAUGGGACAAGUUUCACACCUCUUGGUGAAUCUAAGGGGUGGAAGAAGCACAAUGGCUCUACUCUCCAUCCUAACGUGCACAUGAUUAGGAAGCCGGGGAGGCCACGAACAACAAGAAUUCACAACGAGAUGUAUUGGCCAAGAGAGGAAGUAGGUGGACAUGAUGCAUCCACUUCUGGUGGAGGAGCAUGUGGCAUGGGAGCCAGCGAAGAGGAAGUGGUAGACGUGCGAGAGGUGGUAGAAGAGUAAGUAGUAGUAAUCGACGUGGUAUGUAAUUUGGUUGAUGUUGUAUGGUUUGAACGAUAGAGUGUGUUAUUGGUUGACGUUGUUAUGGUUUGAACGAUCAAUUGUGCUAGUUGGAUUUUGGAACUUUCAAACUAUUGCCCCACGUUGUUGUUACUUCUAUAGUCCAAGUUUUCGUUCUAGACAUAGGCAUCAUACAUGACAAUAAUAGUAAAAUAAAUAGUCCAAAAUAAUACAUAAUAAUACAUCAUGACAUGAUAAAUAGUCCACCAUAAA
This is a messenger RNA of Linum trigynum, 3144 nucleotides long. Lineage: Eukaryota; Viridiplantae; Streptophyta; Magnoliopsida; Malpighiales; Linaceae. The record is from the annotation of a GenBank genome assembly.